GGCUACAGGGAAAGGGGAUGGUGCUGGUAGCCAUCUCGCAGUUCUUCGGAGCAUCCAUGAACGUGAUGACGCAAUUGCUGGAAGUUGAUGGGCCGCAUGGGAAGCCUAUGCAUCCAUUUCAGGUUCUCUUCGUUCGAAUGUCUAUUACUGUCGUGGUCAGCGUGGUCUAUAUGUGGCAUCAGAAAAUCCCAAACCCGCUCGGGACCCGCGAGACAAUACUUCUCCUACUUAUCCGGGCUGGAGGCGGCUUCUUCGGCGUGUUUAGCUUCUACUACUCGGUGCGGUACAUGCCCCUGUCGGAGGCGACUGUGCUCACCUUCCUGAGCCCGAUCCUAGUCUGCUAUGCGUGCUCGGUGCUGCUGCCCCAGGAGAUCUUCACGCGCAAGCAACUGCUCGCCGGGCUCGUCUCCCUGUUGGGAGUGGUUCUGAUUGCGCGGCCGUUCUCGAGGCAAGAACCAGACGAUGACGGUAUUGGUACCCCUUAUUCCACAAACACAUACCACCACCUUCUGGCUGUACUGGUUAGCAUGGUCGGGGUGCUAGGGUCUGCGAGCGCGCUGGCUGCUAUCCGAAUCAUCGCGCAACGUGCCCAUCCGCUCGUUUCUGUGACGUACUUUUCCGUGUGCACGACGGCAGUGUCGACGAUUGCACUAGCUGCUAUCCCGUCGAUUCCAUUUCGACUGCCUGGGAAUGUGACGGAAUGGGCUCUGUUGCUGGGACUGGGUAUCUGCGGAUUUGUGAUGCAGUUCCUGCUGACGGCGGGCUUGGCUUACGCACCGCCAUCGCCGGGUGAAGGACUUCCUUCAGGGGGUGCUGGGGGAGGAGGAGGAGGAGGAGGGUCUCGACGGUCAUCGGCCGGCUCGCGUGCCACAUUCAUGGUCUACACGCAGAUGUUGGUCGCCCUGUUCUACGACAAGGUGAUCUGGAACAUGACGCUCACGGCCUUGAGCUGGGCCGGGUCCGGACUGAUUCUAGGCAGUGCUGUGUACGUCGCGGUCGCACAUGAGGAACGCUAUGUCCAAACACAGUCUCCAGUAUCAUGUGAAGAGGAGGGUAUCGAGAUCCAGCAGAUGUCGGCGGAGAACUGCAAAGGCGACGUCACCGGGCAGGAGACGGGGGUGGAGGAUGUAGAUCUGAGGCAUUAGUACUAGGAUAUAUCAUAUUACAGCACACUAGUAAUAAAAGGGAGUAAUAUGAUGGACUGCAGAAUGCCUAGUAUAUAUGUGAUGACUGGGAUAUCAAGCAGCUACCACAUAUAUAGUACAGCUGUGAGGUUCCCGUUGUGACUCUGUACGGUAAGGAUUGCCUUGCACUGACAACGCUUCACCAAUCAUCCUAGUUCUACUUUCC
Messenger RNA from Penicilliopsis zonata CBS 506.65, 1350 nucleotides. RefSeq lists its product as hypothetical. Lineage: Eukaryota; Fungi; Ascomycota; Eurotiomycetes; Eurotiales; Aspergillaceae. The transcript is spliced from 2 exons. Bases 57 to 1145 code for a protein of 362 amino acids. Gene Ontology annotation, cellular component: membrane. The record is from RefSeq and is a predicted model, not a curated record.